UUUUGGAACAACAAACUAGUGAUGCGAUGUUGGUGUAUGUUUGCCGCUAUGUAGGUAGACACAAGUUACAGAAUUAUGUUCAUAACACGGAUUAAUUUGUGUGAAAAACAUUUGGUCGGCUCGAGAGACCUGGCGAGUAGUUUUUACUGUUCAGAAUGCUCAGUGUUCCAACUUUUCUGCCUUUGCGGAAGAAACAUUUCGUCAUCUUUGAUGUGACAUUUCCGCUUGAGUAAAGCUGUUGUUGUAGUUUGCUGGAGAGUGCACACUCUAACGCUGUAAUUACAGUGUUUUCUUGGAGUUUGAGGUGGUUUAGAAGAGCAGAGAUGCUGAACAUACCCUCGCAGUCUUUCCCCGCACUGAGCUCUCAGCAGCGAGUGGCUCCGACCGGCCAGCCCAGGAAUAAGGUGGCUCUAAGGCCGGGUCAUAGUCUUAUGGACUGGAUCCGGCUCGCCAAAAGCGGCCAUGAUCUGACUGGACUGAAAGGAAGGUUGAUUGAGGUAACAGAAGAGGAACUAAAGAAACACAAUACAAGAAAUGACUGUUGGACAUGUAUACGAGGUAUGGUGUAUAAUGUGAGUGCAUAUAUGGAUUUCCACCCUGGUGGGGAGGACGAGCUGAUGAAGGCAGCUGGUAUUGAUGGCACUGACCUGUUUGACCAGGUCCACCGUUGGGUGAAUUAUGAGUCCAUGUUGAAAGAGUGCCUGGUGGGCAGGAUGGUGGUAAAGGCCAGCACAGCCAUUAAAGCACAGCCAUCGAAACCAGAGAACACCUAUGUGAACGGUUUUGGUCCUCCUGCGACUUUGUUAGCUGCCCCAAAGCCGAAAGACAAUCGCCCUCGAUAUGACUGGUUCCAGACAGAGGAAACUGUUAAUAUUAUUAUUUACACCAAACGUAAGAUUCCAAGAUCGGGCUGUUCAGUAGUGGACCGUCAAGGAAACAUCCUGCGGAUAGAGGUGCUUUUAGGACAAUGGUCCUACCUACUUCACUGGAGUCUCUCUUUUGAAGUAGAAGACCGUGUUAUAGUUCAGACAGUGAGUUCAGUUGGGAAGGUCGAGGUUUGCUUGUGCAAAGUGCUCAAAGCCCAAUGGGCACAAGUGGGUCAACCGCUAGAAUCCCAUGAGUCAUUUAUCCCGAGUAAACAACGGGGACUCUUCUACAGAGAUUGUGUCCUGGUUUCAAAGAAACAAGUUACACAUGAUACACAGCUCUUCUGUUUCCGGUUACCUCCUGGAUCCCACAUGUCCAUCCCUGUGGGGAAACAUGUCUACCUCAAAGCUUCCUUUCAGGGCAGUGAUGUUGUAAAGCCCUACACCCCAGUAGACCAAGUGCUCAUGCCUCAGAUUCACUCCGGUAACACACAGAGCGCUGAAAUCUAUCUGAUGAUUAAAAUCUAUCCUGAUGGAGUGUUCACGCAGCAUUUGGACAACCUUGAUAUCGGAGCCUCUGUGUCCAUCAGCAGUCCAGAGGGCCCCUUUUCACUCAGGAGUCUUUGUGAUGUCACUCAUUUGUACCUCUUAGCUGCUGGCACCGGUUUCACACCCAUGGCUCGCCUCCUCUGCUUUGCCUUACAGGACCUGCCGUCUGUCAGGAAGACCAAGCUGAUGUUCUUCAAUCGUCAAGAGAGGGACAUCCUGUGGUACUCUGAGCUGGAGCAGCUGUGUGCAGAGGAAGAGAGAUUUCAGGUUGAAUACGUUCUCUCAGAGCCUGCGGGCUCAUGGACCGGCAGCAGAGGACGAAUAGAUGCCACAAUGCUGCAGGUAUUCCUGGAAAGACCAGGAGACUCCAAAUGCUUAGUGUGUGUAUGUGGGCCAACUGGUUUCACUGAGCUGGCAGUGCAGCUGGCCAAGCAGCAGGGAUUCAGUGAAAAGGAGAUUCAUGCUUUCAAGAGUUGAGCCCUAAGAGCUAGUACUAGAGAUUUCUAUGCAUCACAGCCUGCAAAGACCUUUAGGAACUCCCAGUGAUUGAUUUGAGGUUACCAUUCAAUAAAGAGCAAUGCAUUCUCUGACAUGUAUGAUCAUCUGGAAAUCCUAUGCACUUACUUCAUCUAAGCAUCUCCAGGUCACUCGCCCUUCUACCAUGGGACGCAUUAUUUCACAUGGAAACUCCUGAAGAAAUUUGCUACGGUUGUGGGAUAUAGCACUGCCACUGUAAAUUCAAAUCUUAUCCAUGAAAUGCAUUUUUGUUAUACUAGUGCAUCUCAAAAAAUUAGAAUACCAUGAAAAAGUUCCUUUUUUUUUCAUAAUUUAAUUCAAAAAGGUAAACGUUCAUAUAUUCUAUAUUCAUUACAUGUAAAGUGAAAUAUUUAAAGCCUUUUUUGUUUUAAUUUUGAUUAUUAUGGCUUAUAGCUCAUGAAAAUCAGAAAUCCAGUAUCUCAAAUUAUUAGAAUAUUCCCUAAGAUCAAUCAAAAAAAGGAUUUACAAUACAGAAAUGUCCAACUUCUGAAAAGUAUAUUCAUUUAUACUCUUAAUACUUGGUUGGGGCUCCUUUACCAUGAAUUACUGUAUCAGUGCGGUGUGGCAUGGAGGUGAUCAGUCUGUGGCACUGCUGAGGUGUUACUGAAGCCCAGGUUGCUUUGAUAGUGGCCUUCAGCGUAUCUGUAUUUUUGGGUCGGGUGUUUCUCAUCUUCAGAUUCUCUAUGGGGUUCAGGUCAGGCAAGUUGGCUGGCCAAUCAAACACAAUAUCAUGGUCAGCAAACCAUUUGGUAGUAGUUUUGGCACUGUGGGUAGGUGCUAAGUCCUGCUGGAAAAGGAAAUCAGCAUCUCCAAAAAGCUCAUCAGCAGAUGGAAGCAUGAAGUGCUCUAAAAUCUCCUGGUAGAUGGCUGUGUUGACUUUGGACUUGAUAAAAUACAGUGGACCAACACCAGCAGAUGACAUGGCACCCCAAAUCAUCACAGACUAUGGAAACUUCAUACUGGGCUUCAAACACCUUGGAUUCUGUGCCUCUCCACUCUUCCUCCAGACUCUAGAACCGUGAUUUCCAAAUUAAAUGCAAAAUGUACUUUCAUCUGAAAAGAGGACUUUGGACCACUGAGCAACAGUCCAUUUCUUUCUCUCCUUAGCCCAGAUAAGACACUUCUGACAUUGUCUCUGGCUCAGGAGUAGCUUGAUAUUAGGAAUGCGAAAGUUGUAUCCCCUUUCUUGAAGAUGUCUGUUCAUGAUGGGUCUUGAUACACUGACACCAGCCUCAGUUCACUCCUUGUGAAGCUCUCCCAAGUUCUUGAAUCAACUUUUCUUGACAAUCCUCUCAAGACUGCGGCCAUCCCUGUUGCUUGUGCACCUUUUCUAGCCACCCUUUUCAGCAAUGACCUUUUGUGGCUUACCCUCCUUGUGGAGGGCAUCAGUGAUCAUCUUCUGGACAACAGUCAAGUCAGCAGUCUUCCCCAUGAUUGUGGUUGUGUGUACUGAACUAGACCGAGAGAUACACUGUGUUCAUACUGUUUUACUCAAACUUGAAAUGAAAUAUUCUAAUAUUUUGAGAUUUUUUUUUGUUUUUGUACUGUAUGCCAUACUGAUUAAAAUAAAAAUAAACUAAAAUGUUUCAAGCAUUUUUCUAUGUGUAAUGAGUCUAUAAUAUAUAAAACAUUUUCACUUUCUUAAAUAACUGAUGGAAAAUAUUGAACUUUUUCACAAUAUUCUAAUUUUUUGAGAUGCACUAGUAUUUUGUUAUAUGAAAUAAUCAUUUUGUCUUGUGACAAAAAUACAUAUGAACCAUGCAGCCAGGGAAUGCUAAUUGUAAAUGUAAACGAGUCUGUUGAGAAUGUUGGUUAAUUUCAUUUUAAAAGAUAACCGUGUAGAUUCACCCUACGUGCUCGUGAGUGGUGAGCUGAAAUGAAGCUAAAUGCUCUGGUUUGAGUAUUCAUGGAUUCUGUAUAGUUUGGACUUAUUCAGCUAUUUAUUAUUUUAACUCAGUUAUGCUAUUUGUACCAGAAAAGGUCUAACUGUUAACCCAGAUCUUAAGUGAAAGUGGUUUCAGAGAGACUGGGUUUAAAGCUAAAGUGGUAGAACCACGAAGGCUCAGGCAACAAAUGUCAGCAUUUUCUUGUUUGUAGUCUAGAGGACUGACUCAGGCUAGUCUUAUCCGAGUCUCCAGACUAAUCUCAUGUCAAGUGACCCAGUACUAUGAACGUUUUAUUAAUUAGACUGAUCUCUCUCUGAUGUAGCAGGGCUCUGAAGUUUGUGCAAGGGAUAUGAAGUUUUAAACAAAAUGAAUAAAAUGUACAAAAAUUCACAAUAAAAUUAUGUAGAAAUAAAAAA
This is a messenger RNA of Neoarius graeffei (lesser salmon catfish), 4254 nucleotides long. RefSeq names its product cytochrome b5 reductase 4. Gene Ontology annotation, biological process: generation of precursor metabolites and energy; superoxide metabolic process. Gene Ontology annotation, molecular function: heme binding; oxidoreductase activity. The coding region runs from base 324 to 1892 and encodes 522 amino acids. The transcript is spliced from 16 exons. Gene Ontology annotation, cellular component: endoplasmic reticulum. The record is from RefSeq and is a predicted model, not a curated record. Lineage: Eukaryota; Metazoa; Chordata; Actinopteri; Siluriformes; Ariidae.